GGGCAUAUUUCCUUUAGACCGGACAGUCAGUCAGACGCAUAUCCCGUUUCCCAUGUCUAUCCAAGCCGUUUGCAGAGAUAGUGCACUCACUGCACUAAGAGCAACGGUCACAAGUCAAGUCCGUCUCGGCAAGUCAAGUUUGUAUCUACGAUAUUACAAUACAAGCCUUAGCUCUCUGCUGAAGAGACAGAAGAUGGACUCAGCCAUUAACAGCCACCUUGUGCAGAACCAGUCCAUUCUUCUGAGUGCUGGUCAUUCCAACGAGACCUGUCGCUUCGAUGAGGAGUUUAAGUACAUCCUACUGCCUGUUUCCUACAGCCUGGUGUGCGUUCUGGGUCUGGUGCUGAACUCUGUGGCUCUGUGGAUGUUCCUGACCAAGAUGCGACCGUGGAACACCAGCACCGUCUACAUGUUCCACCUGGCCCUCUCGGACUUCCUGUACGUUCUCUCUCUGCCCACCCUCAUCUACUACUACGCUAACCGCAGCCACUGGCCCUUCGGCGUGGCCGCCUGCAAGAUCGUCCGCUUCUUGUUCUACGCCAACCUCUACUGCAGCAUCCUCUUCCUCACCUGCAUCAGCGUCCACCGCUACCUGGGCAUCUGCCACCCCAUCAAGGCCCUGACCAUGGUGAAGCCACGCCAUGCCCACGCCGUGUGUGGAAUGGUGUGGGCUGCUGUCACGGCGUGUCUGGUGCCCAACCUCAUCUUUGUCACCACCAGCCAGAGGGACAACGACACGAUGUGUCACGAUACGACCAAUCCCGAGCAGUUUGAGGAGUAUGUGGACUACAGCUCCGCGGUCAUGGUCCUGCUGUUCGGCGUCCCCUUCAUAAUCAUCAUGGUCUGUUACUGUCUGAUGGCACUGGCUCUGUGUCGGCCCAGACGGGGGCUCUUGUCCAGCCAGCAGAACUCACCCUCACGCACCAAGUCCAUCAAGCUAAUUGUGGUGGUGCUGGUGGUGUUCGCCGUGUGUUUUGUACCCUUCCAUAUCACACGCACCCUCUACUAUACCUACCGUGUACUGAAUGCCAAAUGUGAAUUCCUGAACGUCGUCAACUUUGCCUAUAAGAUCACCAGGCCUCUGGCCAGUGUGAACAGCUGUAUUGAUCCCCUCCUGUAUUUCCUGGCUGGGGAUCACUACCGCUCUAAGCUGGUCAAAGCUCUCACUGGAAAUAGACCGACAACCACCAGCCUCUCUGCUGCCUGCCUGAAAAAGCGCCCCAAAAAGAACCAUGAGAUCGCGCUGGUCUAUAAGAACCCAGAGCCUAAAGCCAGCGCUGAACCUAUGAGAUAGUGGGUUAUACAUAUGGACAACUAUGGGUCAUCAUAUAGAUAUGCCUAAACUCCAUGAUAUAAACAGGGAGGAAACAGUUAACAGUCCUAGGCUGGCCACUACACAGCUGCACUUUCUUUGGAUGCUGUUCUGUCAUUUCAGACACAGGAUGACUACUGUCCAGGGUGAACGAAGGGGCCUCUUGACAGAGCUCAGACCUGAAUGAGAAAUGCAGUUCCUAUAAGGCUGUUGGGUCAACGCAGCUAAUGUCAUAUUAAAGAGAAUGAAGAAGUGGGAGUACGGUUGAGUUCAGAAAACAGUGGUGGAAAAAGUACCCAAUUACCAUACUUGAGUGAAGUAAAAAUGAAAGUCACCCAGUAAAAUACUA
This is a messenger RNA of Salvelinus sp. IW2-2015, 1661 nucleotides long. RefSeq names its product P2Y purinoceptor 4. Gene Ontology annotation, molecular function: G protein-coupled UTP receptor activity; G protein-coupled purinergic nucleotide receptor activity. Lineage: Eukaryota; Metazoa; Chordata; Actinopteri; Salmoniformes; Salmonidae. Gene Ontology annotation, cellular component: plasma membrane. The record is from RefSeq and is a predicted model, not a curated record. Gene Ontology annotation, biological process: transepithelial chloride transport; G protein-coupled receptor signaling pathway.